CUCUCCUUCCUGUUGUCACGGAAGUGACGAACUCCACCAUAAACAUGUGCUCCGUUGAGCUUCGUGGAGGGGAGAACGCUCACGCGAGUUUAGCUAAACACAGCAAAAAGUGGUAAAAGAAGAAGGAACAAGACGUUAACGACCGAGAGAAAUGAACGAACCAGGACGAUAUCCGCCUCCGGACUUCAGCUGGCCUCCACCGGACUUCAUGCAGCAGCAGCAGCAGCAGCAGCAGCCCCGCUCCAGCAGCUUCCACCCCAGCAUGUGGAACUGGGGAGAGACGCCCUCUGAGCCCAGCUGGGGCCGCGGCAUCAACAUCAACAUCAACCAAGGCGGCUAUCACCACAGUCCGGCUCACUAUGGCCCUCUAUUCAAUCAGCAUCAUGGCGGUGAGUGGUACCAAUCUGGACAUCCGGGGGGCUGGCAGAACCCCAGACCUCCCCAUCAACAGGCCAGGAAGCAAAAGAACAGGAAGGAGCCGGAGUAUUCCCAUUACUGCGACACCUGCGACCGGGGCUUUUCAAACCAACAGAAGUACGACGAGCACGUUCUGCAACAUGUCAAGUGUUCUGAACCUGACUGCCGCUUCAUGGCUCACGAAAAGUUGGUCGCCAUACACUGGAAAAAUAACCAUGGACCAGGGGCCAAAAGGAUCAAGCUGGACACCCCAGAGGAGAUCGCCAAAUGGAGAGAGGAGAGGCGCAAAAACUACCCAACGCUUCAAAAUAUCGAGAAGAAGAUGAAAGUCAUGGCGGUGCGGGAGCAGACUGGAGGGGUUCUGGAAACGGCUCAGUUCGGGCAAAUGAGAGGCCGAGGCAGGGGUCGGGGCCGAGGCUGGGGUAACAGAGGGCGGCACCAACAAGGGCCACCGCCAUCAAACGGCACUGCUGCAAGGACCCCCGAACCGCUCAACCAUGUCUCCAAGGGGGGAGAUCCACUGGGCAUGCUGGCUAAAGCUAACCACGAAUCUGAUAGAGAGGAGCCAGACCCUGACCACAGUGCAGGUGGCCUGGUCGUGGCCCCGAAAAAGAUGAGCUCGGCCCUCGGGUCCUUACUGGCCAACUACGGUUCUACGAGUGAAAGUGAUGAAGAACCAGAGGAUGCUCCUGUUCUGAGAGCCGAAGAAGCAGUUCAAGAAAACCGCGCCCUGCUGCACGGAAUGCCGGCAAGUUCUGGGGACGGGGAAAAGUCCGGCGAGAGCCGUGCAGCUCCUCAGCCAGGGUCUGGUCCUAACACGCGGAACGACAGAAGAAGAGGAGGAGGCAGAGGAGGCAGGGGGCGGGGACGUGGAUGCAGAGACGUGCCUCGACCACGACGUGCUACCUUACUGGAAAUGUUAUUGGCCCCAGAUAUCCGCCACGAGAGGAACGUUCUACUGCAGUGUGUACGAUAUGUUGUCCGCAACCACUUCUUCGGGCUGGAGAGCAGAUCUCAGGACCAGGAGGAGACGGAGCACAAAAUCCUGCCGGCUUCUCCAACCAGCGAGCACGAGGGGAGUUCAGAAGAAAAACCUCCGUCCCAAUCGGACUCCGCCGUCCACGACGAGACGCAUUCAGAACGCGUAAUCGUCCCGGAGGCCGAACACGUCGACGGUUCAAACGGUGAAUCUGCUGGAAGAACUGAAGGAGGGCACGCAGAUUGUGUCCAGAGCGUUGACAAAAAGACCGCCACAGAUCAAAACAGUCCAGAUCCAAGCAGCGCUGAUGAAAUCACAUCUAAAUCUAAUAUCUACGAUGAUGAAAUCUGGGAAACGGCUGCUUCUGCUCUUUAAAAUAGUCGUUUUUUUUUUAAAGACUUUAGAUUGAGGUACAGGAUUAUGUUUCUUGUAACGAGAAUUAUAUUGUUGAUGAUGGACCUUUUUGGUUUUCUUUGUAAAAUAAACAAACUAAAAUUGUU
Messenger RNA from Fundulus heteroclitus (mummichog), 1896 nucleotides. RefSeq names its product nuclear FMR1 interacting protein 1 (gene nufip1). Lineage: Eukaryota; Metazoa; Chordata; Actinopteri; Cyprinodontiformes; Fundulidae. Gene Ontology annotation, biological process: box C/D snoRNP assembly. The coding region runs from base 152 to 1771 and encodes 539 amino acids. The transcript is spliced from 10 exons. Gene Ontology annotation, cellular component: nucleus. The record is from RefSeq and is a predicted model, not a curated record. Gene Ontology annotation, molecular function: RNA binding.